GAAUAAGCGUUUUAUUACUUUUGCCGCUGUCGCCAUCGUCUUGAUGAUGGUCGCUUUGGUCAAGGCUGACGACAAGGAAAUUACUGAUAAAGUCUACUUUGAUAUCACCAUUGGUGGUAUUCCAGCUGGUAGAAUUGUUUUCGGUUUGUAUGGUAAGACCGUCCCAAAGACCGCUGAAAACUUCAAGCAAUUGACUGCUGGUACUCCAGGAUUCGGUUACAAGGGAUCUACUUUCCACAGAGUUAUUACUAACUUUGUCAUUCAAGGUGGUGACUUCACUAUGGGUAAUGGUAUGGGUGGAAAGUCAAUUUAUGGUGAUAGAUUUGUUGAUGAAAACUUCAAGGUUAAGCACUUCAUUGGAUGUCUCUCCAUGGCUAAUGCUGGUCCAGACACUAAUGGUUCUCAAUUCUUUGUUACUUUGGGACCAACUCCAUGGUUGGAUGGUAAGCACGUUGUUUUCGGACAAGUCGUCUCUGGUUUGGAUGUUGUUAGAAAGAUUGAAAAUGUUAGAACUGGUUAUGGUGAUAAGCCAGCUGAAGAAGUCAAGGUUAUUGACAGUGGUAUCGUUGUUGAAGAACAAUAAAUUGUACAAUUUUCUCUUGU
This is a messenger RNA of Naegleria gruberi, 603 nucleotides long. RefSeq names its product cyclophilin. Gene Ontology annotation, biological process: protein peptidyl-prolyl isomerization; protein folding. Gene Ontology annotation, cellular component: intracellular membrane-bounded organelle. The coding region runs from base 44 to 583 and encodes 179 amino acids. The record is from RefSeq and is a predicted model, not a curated record. Gene Ontology annotation, molecular function: peptidyl-prolyl cis-trans isomerase activity. Lineage: Eukaryota; Heterolobosea; Eutetramitea; Acrasida; Naegleriidae. The transcript is spliced from 3 exons.